AAUUCAUUAUUACUUUCUUGUAAGAUAUAUACUUGAAUUGCCAGUUUCAACUUUCAUUCAUAACAAGUUUAAGAAAGUUGUGGUUACCUAUAGUAUUGUUUGGAUAGUAAGAUGGGUCAAGAUUGGAUCCUAUACAGUUUUGUCGCUCGAGGAACCGAUAUAUUGGCCGAGCACAUGAUCCAACCCAGCAACUUAACCAGCAUUGCUGCUCAAUGGCUCAACAAUCUCCCACCUGAUCCUCACAAAAAGUUCACCACAAAAUACGAUGGACACACCUUCAACUUCUUAGUUGAAGAUGGAUAUGUUUACAGCGUAGUAGCAAGAGAAUCAGUAGGAACACAACAGAUUUUAUUCGAGUUUCUGGAACGCAUCAGAGAAGAUUUCAAGAAGAUAUAUGGUCAAGGUAAAGGGGAUGCAGCCAAGGCAAACAGUCUUACUAAGAAAUUUGGGCCUAUAAUGAAGCAGCAUAUGCAAUGGGUUGUUGAUCACGCUGAAGAGAUUGAUAAGAUUGCAAAGGUGAAAGCUCAAAUUUCGGAGGUCCAAGUUAUCAUAUCGAACAACGUAGACAAGAUUCUUGAAAGAGGCCAACAUAUAAGCGAUGUUGCAGAGCAAGCUGAGGCGCUACACAAUUCGUCUUUGGAAUACAAAAAGAUAGCAACGGAAGUGAAGAGGAAGAUGUGGUACCAGAAUGUAAAAUCAAAAUUAGUCAUCUUGGCAAUAUUACUUCUGAUUCUGGCUUUGAUUAUUUGGGUUUCUAUUUGCAGCGGCUUUAAUUGUGCCAAAGCUUAAUAAGUAGGUAUUUUGUAAGAUAAAAUUAAUGUUACAGUAUUUAUCUAUUAUCUGUAAAAAGAAUAUUGUGGAAAGCAAAUUACUGAUAA
Messenger RNA from Beta vulgaris subsp. vulgaris (sugar beet), 878 nucleotides. RefSeq names its product vesicle-associated membrane protein 724. Bases 112 to 789 code for a protein of 225 amino acids. Gene Ontology annotation, biological process: vesicle-mediated transport. Gene Ontology annotation, cellular component: membrane. The record is from RefSeq and is a predicted model, not a curated record. The transcript has 5 exons. NCBI's taxonomy places the organism in Eukaryota, Viridiplantae, Streptophyta, Magnoliopsida, Caryophyllales, Amaranthaceae.